This is a messenger RNA of Hymenoscyphus albidus, 3039 nucleotides long. NCBI's taxonomy places the organism in Eukaryota, Fungi, Ascomycota, Leotiomycetes, Helotiales, Helotiaceae. The record is from the annotation of a GenBank genome assembly.
CCACAUCACAACAACUUAUCCACCUAACAAUCUCAAAAUGAAUCACACAACCUCCCUAAACUCCCUCUACCAAAACUCAACCCAAAACCAAUACACAACCCCACAAACCCAAUCCCAAGCCCUCAACACGCUCUCCUCGUCCGUCUCCUCCCUCCGAUCCUCACUCAGCCUCCUCGACUCCUCAAUCUCCAUUCUCGAUGCAGGAAUCUCCGAUUUUCCACGACUAAAGAAAGUCCUGACAAGUACACGCGUAUGAACCCCAUUACCCCCUCGCCCAAUAUAUUUAUCACCCCAAAAACUUCCAAGAAAACACUAACAAAAACAAUACACCCAGCACUUCGAACUCACCCCCUCCACAACCCUCUCCGCCGCCCAAGCCUCCCUAGCCGCCGAACUGGCCCCCGCAAUCAACACCCUCCUCGCCCGUAGCGAGUCGCACAUCGCGAAACUCGAGCGACGAGAACAAGCCCUGAUCGCGCGAUCCGAGCUCCUCGAAGGCCGUCUGUCGAACGACGAAUCCCAGGGAUUGAGGAAGAAACGAAGUCUAGACCGAUUGGUAUCUGGGAAAUUGGAGAGCGAGACGGGUGAUGAGGGGAGGGUGUUGAAGCUCAAGGCGCUGAGACAGAAAAAGGAGCGUCUUGGGUAUGCGGUGGAGAGGUUGGGACUGCAGAGUCAGCAGAGGCAGAGGCAAUUGAGGAUGAGCGUUGCGGCUGGCACGAACUUGGGUGGUCUGGAGGAUGAAUAGAUGGAUUUGGGAGUUUUGGGGGGGGAAAUAUCAACUUUCGACGCCAAAAUGGAACGCGAAUGACAUGCGAGGAAAUGGAUAAUGAUGAUAUGAGCUAUCAGGAGCGAGGAGGUCGACACUGGGUCGCAUCAAAGAUACCCAGGAAGAGCGGACGGCGAGUUGUCAUUUGAUAUCUAUCUAUACUGCUACGAUUUCUUCGACUUGAUGAUCAUUACUACGCCUUGCGCUAUGCAUCAAAUCCGAUUCCCUCUUAUAAUGUGACCCGCUCAAUAUGUCAUCAUUCGUUUCCAACUUUUACGGAUUUUUCCUCUACAGCUUCACUAGUUGAAAAGACUUCCUCUUCACCAGGAAAAUCACCAAAAUUCAAACCAGCCCAUCCCUCUUCUACAGUCCAUUUUCGACUGGAAUCGCCCUUGAUUAAUGCUUCACAUGAUCUCCCAAGAACUAGCAAUCCAGGAGGUCGACUUCCUUCGCUCUCAAUGGCGCUGGUUACGAACUCCAAAGUGGUUCGAAUCACACGUUGAUCCGGACAACUGGCUCGCUCGAUAACAGCACAUGGCGUAGAAGUCGGCCACAGUCUCCUGCUACGAUCUACCACUUCCACUCCAUCUUCUGAUGGAAGCAAUAUCUUCGCAUCUGCUGAAUCCCAUGUGGUCAGAUCCUUUACCAAGGCGCCGAUUCUAUGUAAUGCCAUCAAAAAGACAACCGUCCUAGUUUCUACAAACUCUGGCGGUGUGGAAGGCUUUCCUUUUCUUCCUGUUCCCGUGCAUAUCAACACUUGAUCGCUGACUGCCCUCUGAGUCGCUGGAAUUAUUGCAAACAUUGGGGCACUAAGGGCACUUGUUAUACCCGGAAGUACACAAAUGUCCUUCUCGUAUCCCUCUUUACGGAAGAACUCGUAUUCUUCCCCUCCCCGACCAUAUAUAUACGGAUCACCUUGUUUAAGUCGAAGUACUGUUUUUCCUGUCUUGACACCCGCAAGAGCCAUUGACAAUAACUCUUCUUGUGCUUGCUCCGCAUUACCCGGGAACUUACGAGCGAUAUGAACAGGUGUCCUACGUGGUAUAAGAUCAAGAACUCCGGAUGGGACGAGUUUGUCCGCCAAAAUCAAGUCUGCAGAUAGAAUGGCUUUGUGAGUCGCACGAGUAAGGAGGUCUGGGUGACCUGGACCGCUUCCAGCCAAAAUUAUGCGUCCUUUCCUUUGGGUGGACGUUGAAGAACUUCGCGUAUGGUCAAGUGAAGGUGGCGAUGAUACAGAAUGUGCAGAAUAGGAUUCGAGAGCUGUGUUUGCGUCCGCAUCCGUUAUAUUUGCCAGUCGACGAAGUGGCCAGUAUUCGCAAAUCUGGGAAAGCCAUCGUAUUCUUCUAUUUUUCGCAGCGUCAAAAUCAGCUUCAGUAAUCAGUUUGUUGAAGCUUGACGACUGAUCCACUGAUUCCUCUUCAUCGAGCUCGACGGGGGCGGCAGUAUGGCAGAGGUGGUCCUCCUCUUGUAUCUUUCUUCGAAUCAUUCCCAGCCGGGAACAAGCUGCGCCCAGAUAUGGAGGUAGUGACGAAGCAAUCUCUCUCCGUAUCCUGGAAGAGAGCUUGCAUCCUCGACCAUUCGUCGUGACUCCUAUCUGCAGAGGGCCGUCUGUGUAGGUGGAAAGGAGACUAAAAGUGCAGAGUGACGGAGCGUCCGACACAUUGACCGGAAUUCGAUUUCUCUUGCAGAGCUUCGAGAUAUGAGCACCUUCGAAGAAUGUCAACUUCAGAUUUCUGGGUAAUUCCCAAAGGGGUGUUUUAACAUACUCAAUGGAUCCCGAGACCCUGAGGUAACAAACACAGCAUCAACCACCCCACCAAUCUCUUCCCUCCCAAGCCGGAGUACAUCCUCAUCCUCAAACGACUUCUUUACCCAGGUAACUUGUCCGCUGUCUAUCCUGUUCUGCAAGGCAUAAUGGAGUACCGCAGACUCGGGGGCGAGUAGUAGGGGCUUCGCGCCCACUUCGAGGGAUUUGGCACAUCUUGCUGAUGCCAGGGGAUUGGAGCCGAUGAUGAGAUGCACAUGAGAUGUGCAGUCAAUUGAGGUAAGGAGGGAUACGGGCUCCAUGGUGAAUACGAUGGAGAGAAGUCGGCGUGCUCAGAGUGGUGGAUAUGUUGCGCGUGGUAGUGCGUUAUGCUUGUUGAAUGACUGAAGGCAAAAGAGAAGCCUCACAAGGUCGUGGCAAAGAAAUCAGAGAGUAAGCAGUAAAUCAGAAAACAUAAAGAAACCAUCUAGAAGUAAAGAAAAGAAGUUAAGAAAGAUGUCGCCAUCGC